Molecule: messenger RNA, 936 nt
Organism: Cantharellus anzutake
Lineage: Eukaryota; Fungi; Basidiomycota; Agaricomycetes; Cantharellales; Hydnaceae
Product: glycoside hydrolase superfamily
Exons: 8
Coding region: 9-878 (289 amino acids)
Biological process (GO): cell wall organization
Cellular component (GO): cell surface; extracellular region; fungal-type cell wall
Molecular function (GO): glucan endo-1,3-beta-D-glucosidase activity; 1,3-beta-glucanosyltransferase activity
Source: RefSeq, a predicted model, not a curated record
UUGCCAUCAUGCGUCCCUCCACUAUUCUACUUGCUCUCGUCUUCCCUUCAUCGAUUUUGGCAACAAAUCAUUUCAGUGGCCUUGCUGUUUCGAACUCCGUUGGAGGCACUGGGUCAUAUACAUGCAGAACACAAGCGCAGUGGAAUCAGCUUGCCAGUGAUGCGAGGAAUAACGGCUUCGCUGCGGUCAGAAUAGAAGGAUUUGAUUGCGAUGCUCUCGACAUGGUCAGCUCUGCUGCGGCUGCUGUGGGAAUUGAGGUCCUUGUGGGGAUUUAUGUCUCCGGGACAAUCGCUGAUGGGAUGAUUGGGAUAAACAACGAUGUUCAAACUUUCCUAGCAGCCUACAGGAAAUAUGGGGCGGGCCUUUAUGUGGGUCUUACCAUUGGCAACGAGGUGAAUGACAGCGCUGGAAAUAUAAUGGCGAAGGUGUAUGAUGUUCGGGGUUACUUGCGUUCUGUGGGCGUCACUACACCGGUAAGCAGCGUACACAUCUGGGCCUUCAUCCGAGAUAACCCGGAGAUGUGUGGUGCAGACUUUGGCGCCGCCAACGCCCAUGCUUUCUAUGACCCCCCUUCUACAUCUGCUGAUGCCGGCUCAUUCAUUCUCAACACGGUCGUCCCGGCUGUGAAAACUGCCUGCGGCAGCAAUAGCUUCAUCAUCGCUGAAUCCGGAUGGCCGUCGCGUGGCUCACCCGUUGGAGCCGGUAUACCCUCCCUUGACGAUGAGAUGACGGCUUUGAAAAACCUCAACUGUGCCGCUUCCACUGCCUCUAUUUACGCCUUUGAGUAUGAUGAUCAACUCUGGAAGGGCACAGAAGCUGACCAAAGCUUUGGUAUUUUUGGAAAGAUAAAUUUCGGGGCUGACUUCUCUGCCUGCUAGCGCGCUUGUGCCAAAGAUUGUAUUCCAAGCUUGUAUCCUGUAGCGCUUAUGCACACAC